AUGGAGGCUAUCUCAGAGUUUUUCAGUCAGCAGAACUACGAUGAGAUCGACACAGAGACCAAGACAUCCAUGCUCGUGCAGCUGGCCUUCGUCCUGGUUCACGAGCAGGCCCACGCGGUCUUCUGCCACCGAUGGACCGAGUCUCCGGAGUUGGACCAGGACGAGCGAGCCUUCAUCUCUCGUGUCACUCCGAGAGAGCCCAUGUACCACAUGCACAUGGACCCUCGCUACUACGAGCUUGGGUUCGCCCUGCAGGCGUGGAUCCACGGUGGCAGCAUUUUCAGCCGCGGCAAGGACCUCAUCUUUGUUCAGUACCCAGGCGAUGUGCUCAGUGAGAGCACCGUCGCGCAGGGGUACCCCUUCCGAGGCAACCUGUUGAACCGCGAGUUCUGGCAGGCGGCCCGAAGCGCCCAGAGGCCGUCGACGCACUGGCACGGCGAUGAGCUCCCUGUGGGAUGGCUCGGACAGGCUAUGGCGGAUUGGCGGCUCGCACGUGGUGAAUGA
Messenger RNA from Diaporthe citri, 504 nucleotides. RefSeq lists its product as uncharacterized. NCBI's taxonomy places the organism in Eukaryota, Fungi, Ascomycota, Sordariomycetes, Diaporthales, Diaporthaceae. The transcript is spliced from 2 exons. The coding region runs from base 1 to 504 and encodes 167 amino acids. The record is from RefSeq and is a predicted model, not a curated record.